CACCCUUUGCCCAAAACACAACAAACGUCAAAGGACAGACCUGUCGUCUUGCAGGCAAAAACCUUUCAAAAGUUUUCUGAUGAACGUGAAAGUGUCCUCCAGUGCUGUGGAAAAUCUCUAAUUUACACCUGUAAAUCCAAAGCCAAAAUGUCGAACAACGCAGCCCAUCGGCAUCGGUACAAGAAUGUCGGCCUAGACUCGACAGAAAUGCGCCGGCGCCGCGAAGAGGAGGGCAUCCAGCUGCGCAAGCAGAAGCGCGAACAGCAACUGAUCAAACGGAGAAACGUCAACGUUGCCGAGGAACUGGACCAGGACGCUAUCCUGGCGGACGAACCUCAAACGGCCGAUGCACACCCGCUGAUCAAACCGGAAACGAUCCAGGCCCUGUACAGCACCAACGUGGAAGACCAGCUGGCCGCGACGCAGAAAUUCCGAAAGUUACUCUCAAAGGAGCCGAAUCCACCGAUCGAUCUGGUCAUUCAGCACAACAUUGUGCCACGGUUUGUGGAAUUCUUGGCUAACACUACCAACUCGACACUGCAGUUUGAAGCAGCCUGGGCUUUGACCAAUAUCGCUUCCGGUACAUCAGAGCAAACGAGCGUAGUGAUAGGGGCCGGUGCCGUUCCGAUCUUCAUCAAGCUAUUGGAAAGCCCGCACAUCGAUGUACAGGAGCAGGCCGUCUGGGCGCUGGGCAAUAUUGCCGGUGAUUCUCCGGAGUGCAGAAACUUCGUACUGGACGCUGGCGUGCUAGAACCAUUGCUACAUGUUCUAAGUACUUCGACGCGAUUGAAUUUGACUCGGAAUGCUGUUUGGGCUUUGUCGAACUUAUGCCGCGGAAAGAACCCACCGCCAGAUUUCUCAAAAGUAGAGAAAGGGUUACCCAUUUUAGCCCGGUUGAUGUUCCACAACGAUGUAGAAGUGCUAGGCGAUGCCGUUUGGGCUGUGAGCUAUCUAUCAGAUGGACCGAACGAUAACAUUCAGGCAGUCAUCGAGGCCGGCUGCUGUCGAAGGCUGGUCGAACUGCUAUUACACAACAACAACAACGUCGUUUCGGCGGCUCUGCGGGCAGUUGGCAACAUCGUCACCGGCAACGACAACCAGACACAGCUAAUUCUCAACUGCAAUGCCUUACCGUGUAUCCUGCAGCUGCUCAGUUCGCCAAAAGAAACGAUCCGGAAGGAGGCCUGCUGGACCAUCUCGAAUAUUGCCGCCGGCAAUCGGCAGCAAAUCCAGGCCGUCAUCGAUGCGAACAUCUUCCCGGGCAUUAUCGAUCUGCUGUCGAAGGCGGACUUCAAGACGCGGAAAGAGGCGGCCUGGGCAAUCACAAACGCCACCAGCGGUGGCACCGUGGAUCAGAUCAAGUACUUGGUGCAAGCCGGUUGCGUACCUCCCAUGUGCGAACUGCUCACCGUGAUGGACCCGAAGAUCGUGACGGUGGCUCUGAACGGCUUAGAAAACAUCCUCAAGGCAGGCAACCAACACAAGGUCAAACCAAAUCCCUACGCCGUUCUGAUUGAGGAAUGCUACGGUCUAGACAAAAUCGAAUUCCUGCAGUCGCAUCAAAACACCGAGAUCUACGAGAAAACCUUCAACAUAAUCCGGACGUACUUCAGCAAUGACGAGGAGGACGUGGCCGUUGCGCCAUCUACUGAGAACAACCAGUUCCAAUUCAACGCCGAUCAAUCUGUGCCAAUGGACGGCUUCCAAUUCUAGAGUGAAGCAUCCAUCCGCUAUAGCUUUACCGUUCUGGGUAUGCAAAAUCAACAUGUUUCCAUUUUUACUACCUAUUCUUUGGCGUACAGGCGGCUCUCGUUUCAUGCAAACCGAGAAUCGUCACAUUAGGAGAUGUAGAUACAGAGAAGGAUGGCGACGUUUUUUUCAAACUACGUAAUCACCGACCCUUGCAGGGUUGAAAUAUUCUACCGCGACGCAACCAGAAUAUUGUGUGUGUGUGUAUAGAUCUGUUGUAGGAGAUGAUCACCGCGGACUCUACUUUCACGACAUUUUAUUAUGAACUACCAAAUGACACGAAGCAGGACUUUACAAGGAGACUUCAGACUUUGGAAUGGUAAUCCUAGACGAAUGAGAUGGCCCAAGAAUUAUGUAGAACUCAAACAUACACCGAGCCCUGUAGCAGCUCUAAACCCAUUUACAAUACAUACACCCAAACAUAAAACAGAAUGAUGGCCUUUCGAUUGACCACCUGUUUGUGGCUGCUUUCCCCGAAGGGGCCAGCAGAGUAAAUUACACGAAGUUGAGGAAAUCUUAUCUUAUAAAACCGUAGCAGCAAAACAUAACUCUUAUAUUUGGAACAAAAGAAGAAAAAAAACACACAAUUUUUCCGUACCCUCCCUCGUGCGCGUUUGUGUGGAUUGGAUUUAUGAAAAACAAACCGAUCUUUGUGUGGAGAAAAAACAGGGAGGAAAACUACCGGCAGGAUAGAAACCAACCACACAGCAGAACAAAACAAAAUCAGUAAAUAAUAACGAUAUGAUAUUUGACUAACAAAACAAAAAAAAAGGAAGAAAGAAAUUGUGAUUAGUGUUUAAUAGAGAGGUAUGAUUUGAGAAAGGAAAAAAAUAAACAAUGGAAAACAUGGACAAGUAACAGAACGUAACCCAAAGUGCGA
This is a messenger RNA of Ochlerotatus camptorhynchus, 2629 nucleotides long. RefSeq names its product karyopherin alpha1 (gene Kap-alpha1). The transcript has 8 exons. The record is from RefSeq and is a predicted model, not a curated record. The coding region runs from base 148 to 1713 and encodes 521 amino acids. Gene Ontology annotation, biological process: NLS-bearing protein import into nucleus. Lineage: Eukaryota; Metazoa; Arthropoda; Insecta; Diptera; Culicidae. Gene Ontology annotation, cellular component: cytoplasm; nucleus; nucleoplasm. Gene Ontology annotation, molecular function: protein binding; nuclear import signal receptor activity.